Messenger RNA from Lentinula edodes (shiitake mushroom), 409 nucleotides. RefSeq lists its product as uncharacterized. The record is from RefSeq and is a predicted model, not a curated record. Lineage: Eukaryota; Fungi; Basidiomycota; Agaricomycetes; Agaricales; Omphalotaceae. The transcript has 5 exons. The coding region runs from base 50 to 268 and encodes 72 amino acids.
UUUUUAUCCGCUGCGACAAUCACUAGUACUCACGAGCCAAAUUGUAGUCAUGGUCUUUUUCUUCAAACUCACCAUCUCUUUGUUCGCCCUCCAAUUCUUCGCAGUUCAAGGUUUUCCAGCAGAGUCUCGCAGUGAUGAAAUCAAUAUCUGCGGGGGCAAUGCUUAUCCUUGCCCUGUAGGAUAUAUUUGUUGUGGUCCACUCGUCGAUAUAAAUGGCACUGUUUAUGGAAGUUCCUGUGUUCCGGAAAACGGCGCCUGCCCGCUUUAAAUUUCUAGCGUCUGAACAGUAGUUUUCGUAGAGCUUUUUCCGUCUCGUUCACAAUGUCGUAUGUAGGGUGCGAUUAAAUUCGCUAUAUACGCUUUUGUUUGUAUAAGUCUACUGGCACAUAAGAAAUAAAAUGUUCUGAAU